GAAAAAGCUAUAGUAACCGCAGAAAUUCAGGAGCAUCAAGAUGCGUGUACUAGGAGUGAUUGCACUCCUCGCUUUCCUGACCAUUUCCGCUGUGAUGGCGCAUCCAUCUGCGAACAGCAGCAGUGAACAAGGAUCAGGAUCCAAUAACCGAUCGACUAAUCGUCCUUUUCCCAGAUGGCCUAAGUGGGGUGGAAUCGGUCCAGUCAUUUUAAACACGCCCCCCACUCCAGGGAAAUGAACUACGGCCAGAAAAAGUAUCUAGAAAACCCGCAACGAACUUUUAUUGUAGUCCGAAAAAAAAUAUCUCCAAAAAUACACGCUUGUAAAACUUUCCAUUAAGACAAUUGUUCAAAUACCAAAGCGCAAAUAAAGAUUUUGUAGUAGAUUCUACGAAUCGGCAAAAA
Molecule: messenger RNA, 404 nt
Organism: Drosophila santomea
Lineage: Eukaryota; Metazoa; Arthropoda; Insecta; Diptera; Drosophilidae
Exons: 1
Coding region: 41-238 (65 amino acids)
Source: RefSeq, a predicted model, not a curated record